ACUACUUGGCUUGCCCCCACACAAGCUUAUUACGGACAUGCCUGUACGAUGGAAUAGCGCCUACGAAAUGGUCAACAGAUUUCUUGAGCAACAACCUGCCAUCACUGCUUCACUUUUAUCACCCGAAGUGAGGAAGAAUGUGACCGACUGCUCACUGACUGAGCCUGACAUCUCGAAUGCUGAAGAUAUGGUGAAAGCGCUCAAACCCAUGCUUGUGGCAACAAACGUCAUGUGCGAAGAAAAGAGACCCACCAUUUCUAUAAUUGCCCCACUCCACGCGCAACUGCUAGCUGAUACCACCAGCACUGUUAAAGAUUCACCUCUGGUUCGAGAUAUUAAGUGUGCCAUUCAAAAUGAUCUCUCCAAGAGAUAUCAGUCUUUAGAGGAAAAAGACCUGCUGUACAUCUCGUCAUCACUUGAUCCAAGAUUCAAAUCUUUGCUGUUUCUGUCACCUCAAGAAGUGCAAGACACAUAUGCAAAACUACUGUCCAAGGCUGCAGCUCUGAAUAAAGAUGAACAGAGUCUUGGGGAGCAACCACAAGCUACAGUUGCGGACUUGCCUCACACACCAGAGGACAAGGAGGACUGCCACUCUCCAAGCCCAAAAAGGAGGAAGUCAGCUCUGGUGGACCUGUUGGGACUGACUUUCAAUAACAACCCAUCAACCCAGUCAGAAUCAGCCACAUACAUUGCUCAAAAAGAGAUCAAACAAUACCAAGAUGUUCGUUGUCUUCCACUCACUGAGGAUCCACUGUUGUGGUGGAAAUGUCAAAGGAAUGCCUACCCUCUUCUCUCUAAGCUGGCACAAAUGUAUUUGUGUAUUCCUGGGACGAGUGUAGCAGCUGAGAGAGUGUUUUCAACUGCUGGUGACCUCAUCAAUGCUCAGAGAAGCGUCCUCACACCUGAACAUGUUGACCAGUUGGUCUUUCUCAAAAAAAAAACAUGGACAUGUCUUAGUCAAGUCUUCAGAGCGUAAUGUUCGUGGAAAAUGUUUAAUGUAACAUCAGUGUUUUUGUUCUACAA
Molecule: messenger RNA, 1023 nt
Organism: Corythoichthys intestinalis (scribbled pipefish)
Lineage: Eukaryota; Metazoa; Chordata; Actinopteri; Syngnathiformes; Syngnathidae
Product: E3 SUMO-protein ligase ZBED1-like
Exons: 2
Coding region: 38-976 (312 amino acids)
Molecular function (GO): protein dimerization activity
Source: RefSeq, a predicted model, not a curated record